GGUUUGGUUAUAGAAAAUCCAAAACUAACCAGAGUUAUUUACUGAUAUCGGCGUUAAUCAAGUAUACUUGGGCACAAAACAAUUCUGUCUCAAUUUAAUUCAUCGGAAAUAGCCAAAAAUGUCCGCUGAAUUAGUAGUUUCGGGUCUACCAGGCGAUGUGACUUUUCCGAAAAUCUUAAGCUUUUUCCGGAUGUCAUUAAAAAGAAUACACAUAAAGCAAUUCUGGAUACGCGAUAUCGCGGACGUGCAGGGUUAUUUAAAGCAGAUAACUAUCAAGUUAAAUACCAUUGCCGACGCACGUAAAGCUCAGAACUAUUUGGACAAUAUGCCGUUUAACUUUAAUAUGAUGGAGUACCCAAUGCAGGCGUAUAUUCCUGGAAACCAGCAGGAAUCCAUGAAUUUUGUGAACGAGGAUGAAUUAGAAGACUGGGGGCGCAAGCGAAGGCCGAAGCGUACGCGGCCGCGGUCUCGCAGCCCGGGGUACACGCAGGAGGCGUCUAAGCUUGAUAUGGAAAUAGAGUUACUGAGGAAGCAGAGGCAGGUAAUUGAAGAAGAGAGAAGAUUGCUUAUGGAGCAGAAGAAAUUGGAGAUGAUCAAGGAAUACGGGCCGAGCGUCUCGCGAGAUUACGAUAAUUUCAAAGAUUACGAACCACCUCGCAAGAGACGCCAGCCUGAACCUGUGCCAAAAGCUAAAAGGCCUCAUCAGGAGACCCAGAGGGCCCCAAAAAUCACCAAGGGCCCCAAAAACCAACCCCGCUUGCCCCUAUUCUUCCAACCGUGCAAAAAGCUUAUAGGCCAAAUGAGACCUAUCAUAGAAAAGGAUACUACUCCCGAAGAAGCUGAAAUACUGAUUAAACUGAUCAGAGCUGCUAUAAGGAAGGAUUUGGCUAUAGCUUUAGAGAAUCAAGAAUACAUGAAACAUGCGGAGAUUGUUGACUUGUACAGAAAAAGACAUCCGCCAGAACAAGAUGAAGCAUUUGUUGCUAAAAUUUUGACCAAUAUAAGAGCAAGUUUUCUGACUCCUGAAGUGAAAGUUAAAGAGGAAAAAGAUGAGGAUGAAGUCCCAAAAGACACAGAAAAUCAAGUAAAUGACCAAAAGGGGGAAGCCGAUCAAAAGACACCGGGGGAUAUACCGGAAAAUGGAGAAAAAGAAACAGAUGUCGCUACCGCUACAGCAGACGGUGCCGUGACCGAACCACAGUCUCAAGAUCUAGGAGCUCCUGUAGAUAAACUAGAUGCUACAACAGACGGUGCCGUGGCCGAACCAAAAUCUCAAGACCUAGAAACUCCUGUAGAGAAACUAGAUGCUACAACAGAUGGUACGGUGACCGAACCAAAAUCUCAAGACCUAGAAAAUCCUGUAGAGAAACUAGAUGCUACAACAGAUGGUGCGGUGGCCGAACCAAAGUCUCAAGAACUUAAUAACCCCAUAGAGGGAGCUGACAAUACGAAUGGUACUGCGUUCAUUGCAGCCGAUAAUAGCGUGUUGGAUGACAUGAAGGCUGAGGAAGAAUUGCUGGCAGAUGAGGAUCCAAAGACGGCUGACGGGGCUGCAGAACAGUGA
Messenger RNA from Cydia amplana, 1564 nucleotides. Its product is annotated as neurofilament heavy polypeptide-like. The transcript has 6 exons. The record is from RefSeq and is a predicted model, not a curated record. Lineage: Eukaryota; Metazoa; Arthropoda; Insecta; Lepidoptera; Tortricidae. The coding region runs from base 119 to 1564 and encodes 481 amino acids.